This is a messenger RNA of Dioscorea cayenensis subsp. rotundata (Guinea yam), 558 nucleotides long. RefSeq names its product dirigent protein 4-like. The coding region runs from base 1 to 558 and encodes 185 amino acids. The transcript has a single exon. Lineage: Eukaryota; Viridiplantae; Streptophyta; Magnoliopsida; Dioscoreales; Dioscoreaceae. The record is from RefSeq and is a predicted model, not a curated record.
AUGAACAACAAAAGAAUGAAUGAUGUAAUCCCUCUUCUUCUCCUCUUUGUUCUAACCAUAAUUUCACAAGGCCAUGCGCAUUACUCCUUAGGCAAAGAGAAGAUAACACACCUCCACUUCUUCUACCAAGAAAACCUCAACGGAGACCACCCUACUGCAGUGUUGGUUGCCAAGCCCAAAGACACCGUAGUCAAUGCCUCUAAUCUUGCACCAUUUGGGGUAGUUUAUGUCCUUGAUACACCUUUGACUGAAGGACAAGACCCAAACUCAAAGGUGGUAGGACAAGUACAAGGACUUUCGGUGUCUGCAGGGCAGGACAAGACCAUGCUUGUGUUCAUGGCGGACUUUGAGUUUACUUCCUGUGAGUUCAAUGGUAGUUCUAUUAGUGUAUUGUCAAGAAACCCAAUAUUGGAAACAGAUAGGGAACUUGCUAUUGUUGGUGGCCGUGGGAAGUUUAGGAUGGCACGUGGAUUUGCUAAUCUACAUACAAAUUAUAUGAAUGCUACUUCAAGUGUUGUUAUUGUUGAAUAUAAUGUUACUAUUUUUCACUAUGAAUAA